Molecule: messenger RNA, 966 nt
Organism: Penicillium macrosclerotiorum
Lineage: Eukaryota; Fungi; Ascomycota; Eurotiomycetes; Eurotiales; Aspergillaceae
Product: threonine ammonia-lyase
Exons: 1
Coding region: 1-966 (321 amino acids)
Biological process (GO): L-threonine catabolic process; L-serine catabolic process
Molecular function (GO): pyridoxal phosphate binding; threonine deaminase activity; L-serine ammonia-lyase activity
Source: RefSeq, a predicted model, not a curated record
AUGCCAGUUUCACAUCAAGAAAUCGCGGCUAGUGCCGUCCAAGCCAGGAGUCGAAUUCGUCAUCACAUCUACCAAACCCCUCUCAUACCAGCAAGACGAAUUGGGGAUGAAUAUGACGCAAAGGUCCUGUUUAAAGCAGAAAAUUUUCAAUUAACUGGGUCUUUCAAGCUCAGAGGCGCACUUUCUAAACUAUCCUCUCCAACAACACAAGGACGACUAAUCACAGCAUCGUCAGGAAAUCAUGGUAUUGGGGCCGCUUUUGCCUCAAAAGUGUUCUCUAAGGACCUUACCGUCGUUCUUCCUGAGACAGUGAUACGGGAAAAGUUGGAAAAAAUCAAAUCAUUCGGUGUUAAUGUGAUCUUGCACGGUGCGGAAACUGGCCUGGCCGAACAGUAUGCGCAGCAGCUCGCUGCUAGGGGAUCCUAUACAUAUAUCUCUCCUUACAACGACGUUGAAGUUAUCGCUGGGCAAGGAACAAUUGGACUUGAAAUUCUAGAGCAGCUGGAUGAGGUAGCUAAUGUCUUUAUCUCUAUGGGUGGUGGUGGACUUAUUAGCGGCGUCGGAUCCGUUCUCAAAGCUUUUCGUCCACAGAUAAAGAUUUUUGGAGUUUCUGCCAGCAACUCGAAAGCUUUGGCAGCUUCUAUAGCGUCCGGCCGUGUUGUUGAAGUGGAUCAUCUUCCUACAAUAGCUGAGGCUGUAGCAGGAGGUAUUGAUGAAGACAAGAUAACACUUUCUCUAGCAAGCUCAGUCGUGGACUAUGUUGUGGAGUGCAACGAGACAGAAAUUUUGAGGUCUGCUAAAGCUCUCGCUGGUCAAGAGAAUAUGAUUGCCGAGGGGUCCGCGGCGCUUGCGCUUGCCGGAUUUUAUCAAGUUGCCGGGGAAUUGACCGGCCAAACUAGCGUCAUAAUUCUAUGUGGUGGGAACGUUGAUGAUGGUUUCAUCACGAAGGUAGUUUGUAGUGCUUAA